This is a messenger RNA of Suillus bovinus, 429 nucleotides long. RefSeq lists its product as uncharacterized. The record is from RefSeq and is a predicted model, not a curated record. The coding region runs from base 12 to 227 and encodes 71 amino acids. The transcript has a single exon. Lineage: Eukaryota; Fungi; Basidiomycota; Agaricomycetes; Boletales; Suillaceae.
GCGCUCACAAGAUGGAUGUAAUCUCAACCGCUUCUGUCUUGCCUCGCACUCCGUCGAAUAUCAAUAGCUUUCUGAGCGCGGUGUUUCUUGGUCCCGGCAAAUUCGAUUCUAAUGUCCUCGGAACUGUGUUCCGUGUCCGUGGCAGCAAAAUUUGGUCCUUCAAAUUUCUAGUAUGCUUGAAACACCACAACCUGGUUAUAUUUCGCAAACUAUUCAGAAAGGUGUAAGGCUAUCUGCGAGUUCGACGGGGAUCGUCGAAUUAACCGAUAGUAGAAGGGAUCGAAUGUAUAAUGAAAGACUUUUCUAACUAGAGUGCUGAGGCUUCUGACGAGAGGACGUUUCGGACGGAAUGCGCGCGUGAAUCUAGCGGGGGAGCAAAGACUGAUCAUAAUGAGCGUACAUGCGCGUAUUUAAGUUGUGAAAAUAGGG